Messenger RNA from Lolium perenne, 2978 nucleotides. Its product is annotated as small ribosomal subunit protein uS4m-like. Gene Ontology annotation, cellular component: small ribosomal subunit. Gene Ontology annotation, molecular function: structural constituent of ribosome; rRNA binding. The record is from RefSeq and is a predicted model, not a curated record. Gene Ontology annotation, biological process: ribosomal small subunit biogenesis. NCBI's taxonomy places the organism in Eukaryota, Viridiplantae, Streptophyta, Magnoliopsida, Poales, Poaceae.
UGGACAUCGUGAACGAACUGGCCUCUCAAUCCUGAUGGUGGUACCCAUUCUGCUAGUGCGAAAGCUGUUCCCGUUUCUUCGUGAUCCGAUCCGGUAUCAGCGGAUACUUGAUUCCCUUCCGGCGAACAGAAAAGAGAGAUACGAAGGAGUAAUGACGAAAGGUUGAUUGUUCGUAUGUUCAGUGAUGGCGAGCCUGGAACCAAUCAAAAAAACCUGAAAGAAGAUGCGUAGGCCUUCAAUCAUGGUGCAAUGAAUAUCGUAGAUAGAGUGAUUUCGAUCUCAUAUAGCUAGCUGGAGUCUUUCCUUUCAAAGUGAAACGAUUUUCCUUUUACGUUGAGAUAUUUGAAUUGGAUUUUCUUUCACCACUACUAUCGUAACGCACAGAAAACACUGACGUUUCCGCUCGCUUUCAACCACUGCCACUUUACCUGAGCACUGUGACGCAGUCGGUCAAGUAUGGAGUUUCUGCUAGUAUAUCAAGGACUUAUGAGAACUGAAAAGCAAAAAAACUAGGCAAAGGAAUUCUCAUAGUUCAUUGAAUUAAGGGAGGACCAUUCGUGGGGGGUUCGUGGAAGAGUUGGGUUCGAUUCCCUUUAUACGCGAUGUGGCGAAAAAGACUGAUUCAACGAAAUAUGCCAUGCCAGCUUUCAGAUUUAAAACGUGUCGUCUACUUCCAGGAAAUGUUCGGAACAGAGAACUUUCUCUAAUCCAACGCCGCAUUCUCCGAAGAUUGAGGAACAAGAGGAGAUCCAUUAAAAGAAAUCUUUCUCAGAGAGAAAAUCUAAACAGUAACAUCAAAUCACAAACUACACGAAAGUUGUCCAUUUAUUAUGGGGAUUUACCCAUAAGGGAGAUGCACAGAGGAAGAGAACGAACUUCAUAUAUCCCUUUUUUACUCAAUCAAGAAACAAGAUCGGACGUGAUUCCGGUUCGUCUCCAUUUUAGUGACACUCUUCCUCAAGCAAGGCAGCCGAUAAGUCAUCGAAGGGUUUGUUUGAAUAAUGGACUGGUAACCAUUACUCAUUUGAAAGUUUCCCACGGUGAUCUAAUAUCUUUUAAAGAAAAUGACGCGAGAACCCGCGGUGAAGAAAUAAGGAGAUCUUUCUAUAUCGACAUAUCAGUUGGAAAAAUCGUAGGCAAAUUCCUACCGGCCAAAAUCUGGAGAAGAACAAAAACAGAAUGGUUCCGCUUACUCACAACUCAGAGGGGAUGCCGCUUACUACUCAAAUCCUUAUUCAUUUGGAUCUUAAAGGCGCUUGCCAAUUUAUACCUGCCAGGCAGCGCCUUCCUAGUAGGAUUAUUUGUGGGUCUAUUAGCGGCAAGUUCCACCGCAAUGGCCGCGGGUCCCCCCGACUGGAUGACCGGGGAUCCAAAUGAGAGACUCCUCCGUAAGACCGAGAAGCAACUUCUAAAGGUCAGCGAGGAGUUGGAUCAGGUGACUGCCCAAGCUGUGGCAAACGCACAGCUGUUCCCUUUGCCGUUACCGGGUACAAAUGCGGCGGAGCAAGCUGACACCAUCCGUUCCAUUCUGGAACAUGAUCUGGAUGGUAUCCAUCUUAAUCAGCGAAUUCGAAGAAUCCGGAAAUGGCUCCAACCGGGAGAAAUCGAUAAUUCCGAAAGCCUAUUCUGGGUCCAAAUAAUUGAUCAACUCAACAGGUUGAUGCCUUAAGACCCUUACUCGCACGCAUAUGUCUGAAUUCUUUUUUCCUUUGAAUUACUCAUUUUUUUGGAAUUUCGCACCGGAAACUUUUCUAGGAGAAGUUCGAAUCCGUUCCGUUCGGAUAUUGAUCGGUCUUGGUUUGACAUGGUUUACGCGUUACUGGUUCCCGGAAGAGUCAAUUUCUCCAUUAGCUAAACCCUUUAUUACCCUACCUUUGGACUCGUAUUUUGUUUGUACACAAUCAACGGAGGCCCCCCCGACAUAUGUUGCAACGUCUUCAAUAGCAUGCUCUUACUUCGUCUUUCCCUUAAUAAGUCAUCAAAUUUGGUGCUUUUCGAUCCCCAGUUGCUAUGGGGAACAAAGGCUGAAAUACAAUAGAAUCCUCCAUUUAAGUGGUUCUCGCUUCUCCUUGUUCCUGCUCCUAACUCCUCCCCGGGUAGUUCCCAAUGUUUGGCACUUUCCAUACUUCGUGGGUGCAACAUCAACAAAUUCGCUCAUGAUCAAGUUACAACCUAAGAUCUAUGACUAUAUUAUGUUAACUGUUCGUAUUUUGUUCAUUCCAUCGGUAUGCUCUCAGGUACCUGUAAUUGUGAUCUGUUUGCCAGAACCAAGGGGUCUUUCUGUGGAAACCUUCACGAGCAAUCGUCGUUUUUUGAUGGUUUUUCCGCUUUUCACAGCUGCUCUUUCCACACCCCCGGAUAUCUGGUGCCAAACCGUCGCCCCUUUCCUUAUAUAUUCGAUAAUCGAGUUUGCUAUCUUUGUGGCAUUGAUUGUACAAGUUCGUGAAGAGGGCUGGACGAGUAGAAUGAGGGAAAGCGGCUCGAUCGAGAAAAAAGAGGAGUAGACUAGCCCCCCUAGAACUUUGUUUGAAAGUCACUAUCAAUGAAUUCCCGAGCAAUUCUAAACCAACAUAUGCUCCGUAUAGACGGAAUCUAAGAUUCAGAUUUUCUAUUGUGUGAAGAAAAGGUCUAGACGGAAUCUAAGAUAAGAACCUAACAAAAGUUUUGCGACUCCUCUAGGCGAAGAAAGGCGGGUCCCUGGCCCACCCUAAGUCAGUUCGAAUCUGACGAGUCGUCUUACUCGUGUCUAUUUUCUUCACGGAGACUCUGAUCAAAGAGCAGAAAGGCAGAAAGCUGGUGUUUAGAGAUGAGAAGUGGGCUAUAUCCCCAGGGGACUGAACACUUGUUUCAUCUAUGAAGAGUAGAGUAGCUAUCUCGAGAUGUCCAUGCUGAGAUUCAAUGGUGGAGUUUGGAGCUUCGAACCUAUACUGAGCUUUAGACGGAUCUAGUUUUCAAGGCACGGGUUCAAUUACUUUCCU